UCGAAAUUUUACAAAUGUGUGUGAAGUGUGCCAUGACUCUAUAUAUCACCCUUCACCUAACAAGUAGAUACUGCUGUUGCUGUAUAAGCAGAGCAUGUAGAUAUUAACCUACAAGAAGCCAAGACAUACAUAGAUGCAGAGAGAAUGGGAGAGACAGAGAGAGACAAAGUAGAGAAACCAAAGAGAGAGAGAGAUAGAGACCUUCAUCAUCUGCAUUACAAAUGUUGCACAUGAGCAUUGGGGGGUAGGUUGACUGUGUUGCGAUUAACACGCUCCCUCAGCUGGGUGUUCAUUUAAAUCUGCAGUACGAUAUCCUCAAGUCUGAACCCUUGGAUAAGGGUCACUUGCCAGAGGAGGAUUUUUUUCUGCCUCUGUUUUUUAUACUUCCUUCUUGGGCAGAAGGCUGGUGUAAUAGAAACCAGACACAAGCCAGAAUGUGAGGCAUUCACAGCGGCGAGACCUCACUUCUUCACAGAGUGGGAAAAAGGAAUAAUUAGAAAGUCUAGUCUGAUAAGUUCACCCUUUUUAGUUUUAUUUUUGCCAUUCUGGAAGUUAUAAAUAAGAACGAAAAGGUCAGGACAUUAGGAUGGAAGCGCUAUUCUAGGGAUCAGACUGUGCAGAGGACAUCUAGAGAAGGCAAAGGAGACCUUGAGGAUGGGAAAUGCAUUUGCAACUUUUCCAGAUUCUAGUUGAAAAGCUUGUGAGAGCAACAUGAGCUGGAGCUUUCUCACUCGUCUCCUGGAAGAGAUCCACCACCACUCCACCUUUGUGGGGAAAGUGUGGCUGACUGUGCUCAUCAUAUUCCGCAUUGUGCUCACAGCGGUUGGAGGGGAGUCCAUCUACUCGGACGAGCAGACAAAGUUUACCUGCAACACCAAGCAGCCAGGUUGUGACAACGUAUGCUAUGAUGCCUUUGCCCCUCUCUCGCACGUCCGCUUCUGGGUCUUCCAGAUCAUCAUGAUCUCUACUCCUUCUAUCAUGUACGUGGGUUACGCCAUCCACAAGAUAGCCCGGAUUUCAGAGGAGGAUCGCAGGAAGCUUCAAAGGCUCCGCAAAAAGCCUACUUCUCACUCCAGAUGGAGAGAAAGCCACCCUCUGGAAGACGUCUUAGAGGGGGAUGAAGACGACGAUGCUGAGCCCAUGAUCUUUGAGGAUACACUGGAGGUGCAGGAGACCAAGCCUGAAGCUGUGAGCAGCACUAGCAAAGACCCACCAAAACAUGAUGGCCGCCGAAGAAUUAUGCAAGAAGGCCUGAUGAGAAUCUAUGUUCUUCAGCUCAUGUCGCGAGCUAUUUUUGAAAUAGCUUUUCUUGCAGGACAGUAUCUCCUUUAUGGUUUUCGAGUUAGUCCUUCAUAUGUAUGCAACAGGGUCCCUUGCCCACACAGAGUGGACUGUUUCAUCUCCAGGCCCACAGAAAAAACAAUCUUCCUUCUUAUCAUGUAUGUGGUAAGCUGUCUUUGUCUAGUGUUAAAUGUGUGUGAGAUGCUUCACUUAGGGAUCGGCACUUUUCGGGACACCCUUCGAAUUAAGAGGAACCGGGGCCGACGGAUGUCCUAUGGCUACCCGUUUUCUCGAAAUAUCCCAGCCUCCCCUCCAGGGUACAACCUUGUGAUGAAGACAGACAAACCUACCAGGAUCCCCAACAGCCUCAUCACCCACGAGCAGAACAUGGCCAAUGUGGCCCAGGAGCAGCAGUGCACAAGCCCAGAUGAGAACAUCCCUUCUGAUUUAGCAAGCCUACACCGGCACCUACGUGUUGCCCAGGAGCAGCUUGAUAUGGCCUUUCAAACAUAUCAAACAAAAAACAUCCAACAGACCUCCAGGACCAGUAGUCCUGUAUCUGGGGGCACUAUGGCAGAGCAAAAUCGAGUAAAUACAGUCCAGGAGAAACAGGGAGCAAGGCCAAAGUUAGCCACAGAGAAGGCUGCAACUAUUGUAAAAAAUGGAAAGACAUCUGUCUGGAUAUAGCCUCAGUCUAAUUUAAGAUAUUAUAACAGUUAAAAUGAUUUGGACUCAAAGACUUCACUGCGACACCGCUGCAGGAUGUGUGUGUGUGUGUGUGUGUGUGUGUGUGUGUGUGUGUGUGUGUGUGUGUGUGUGUGUGCGGGUGUGCGUGCGUGCGUGCGUGCGUGUGUGUGUGUGUGUGUGUGUGUGUAUGUGUGUUACUUUAUGUGGGAGAGAUGUGACUUAGACCAUCACUACAGGAGAACAGAGUAUAAUACACAUUUUUUUAAAUUCAGAAGAACGUAUGAAGAAACUAUUUUAAAAAAAAACAUCACAAAACUUCCUUUUUACUGUAGCGUGUCAUUUUGUACUUGCCAUAGCUUUUGGACAUGGGUAACAUGUGCAUACUUAGCUUAAGAUCUUUAAUUCCAGCUAACAUUUAUUAGACAGACUGCUUGGGGCUAUUUAUCUGAUCUACCCUUGACUGCCGCUGAACUGGAUUCAUCAAGAGAAAUCUAACUUUAUAAGUGUGUGAUUGUACCCUUUAACUUAAUUGAAAAUUGCAGUAAAAACACUGUCCAAAUGUACAAUGACUCAUUUCCGUAGAAUGAUGUUACUUUUGGAAAGAUGCAUGUUUAAUAUUUGGAGAAAUAUUUUUGGAUGUAGUAUGGAUGAGCAUUGCUGGAAGCAGAUAAUGUGAAAUAUUUUGAUAAAGAUAAUGAAACAG
This is a messenger RNA of Eleginops maclovinus (Patagonian blennie), 2671 nucleotides long. RefSeq names its product gap junction protein gamma 2 (gene gjc2). The transcript has 2 exons. Gene Ontology annotation, cellular component: connexin complex. The coding region runs from base 712 to 1968 and encodes 418 amino acids. The record is from RefSeq and is a predicted model, not a curated record. Gene Ontology annotation, molecular function: gap junction channel activity. NCBI's taxonomy places the organism in Eukaryota, Metazoa, Chordata, Actinopteri, Perciformes, Eleginopidae. Gene Ontology annotation, biological process: cell-cell signaling.